Molecule: messenger RNA, 1131 nt
Organism: Scomber scombrus (Atlantic mackerel)
Lineage: Eukaryota; Metazoa; Chordata; Actinopteri; Scombriformes; Scombridae
Product: GTPase IMAP family member 9-like
Exons: 3
Coding region: 1-1131 (376 amino acids)
Molecular function (GO): GTP binding
Source: RefSeq, a predicted model, not a curated record
AUGGUAACGGCAGAACUCAUCAUCACUGACUGUGCAGUAGUCAGUGAUGAUGAGUUCAACUACCAACUGAUGGGAUUCAACUACCAGGCUGAGAAAAACAUGAAGGCCUCAGAAAGACUGCUGAUGGGAAGAGACUUCUGGUUAACACUUCCUACUUUUGGCACAGGCCGCCAACAAAGGUUCUCUAGGCAUCUCAGUAUUGGGCCAAUUUCUCCAGCUGCCCGUACACUUCCCACAGCCUUCAACAAUAAUGAGCUGAUCAGGAUUGUGAUGGUAGGCAAGACUGGAGCUGGGAAGAGCGCCACAGGAAACACCAUUCUGGGAGAAAAGUGCUUUAAAUCUGAGUUCUCCCUGACAUCUUUGACCAAAGUUUGUGAAAAGGCUUUUAGUGAGGUGGAUGGACAUAAGAUUGCUGUUAUUGACACACCAGGUCUGUUUGACACCAGGUACAUUGAAGAAGAAACAAUUAAAAAUAUUGGCAAGAGCAUUGCUUAUGCUUCUCCUGGACCUCAUAUCUUCCUGAUCAUCAUCAAACUGGACAGAUUCACAGAAGAAGAAAAGCAAACAGUGCAGAAGAUUCAGGAAAUCUUUGGUGAGGAAGCCAACAAAUACAGCAUGGUUCUCUUUACCCAUGGUGACCUGCUCAAAGGGAAACCAAUCGAAGAGUUCUUGGAUGUCAACAAAGAUCUGAAGGAACUUGUAGAAAAAUGCAAAGGCCAGUACCACGUGUUCAAUAAUGAGUUGAAGAAUCGUUGUCAGGUCAGCAAGCUGCUUCAGAAGAUCAGAAAUAUAAAUGACCUGAAUGGAGGAAGCUACUACACCACUGAAAUGUUCCAAAAGACAGAGAGAGUGAUUGAAGAGGAGAAACAACGAAUCCUGAAAGAGAGAGAAGAGCAACAUCGCAAUGAGCGGGAGGAACUGAGGAGAGAAAUAAAUCAGCAAAAUGUGAGAGAAGCGAGUGGUGACAGAGAAAGUGAGAAAAAAGUAAAGGAAGGAUUUACAAAACUGAAGGGAAAGCAUGAAAAUACGGCCAGAAAGCACGCUGAGAAGUGUGAACGGGUCCUCAAGCUGAUAACUGCAAUUGUUCCAGUGGUUGCUUCACUUUUCGUCCCUGCUUUGAGACUGAUAUAG